AUGCCGGUCACCAAAGAUGGGCGCGUUCGCCGGACAUUGAAGGCUUGCGUCAUCUGCCACAAGAAGAAGGUGCGCUGUGAUAUUGACGAUAUUCCUGGCGAUGUAUGUACGCCAUGCGCAAGAGAUGGAUACGAGUGUGUUCCGAGAGAGAGAAAGCGGAAACGCUUUACCUUCUCGCCAUCGCCGCCUGACCAGCGUCGCCCCAAAUCGAAGAGUCUGGAUGCUACGAAAUCGGACGAUACGAACGGUGCAGCUCCUCCGAAAAUGCUUAACGAAGGGUCAUUCUCUAGUAUGAGCAAUGACUUUGUAAGGGUCGCGAGAUCCGAAGAUGGUGUCGAACGUUCUGGUGGCACCAGCUUUACAGGCGGUUCUCCGCUGGUCGCACAGCAUAAGGAACCCAGUUACCUAACACCAAUUCAAAACAGCCACAAAGAUAUACAAGAUCCAAAACACGGGGUAUCCUCUAAUAAUGUUAGCUACCUUGGCCGUCUGGAGUACUUGCGCAAUGAUGUGCCUGUGAACGACGAUGCGGGAUUGCCCAACAAAAUGCCCCGCAAGAUGUCUGAUACCGACCUCACCAUCCUGAAAAUCCAACGUAUCGAGGAACUACCACCAGAAGCAAUACGCGACUCCUUGAUGGAGGCCUUCUGGACUCGCUGCUAUCCUUGGACACCGGUAGUGGAACGCGAAUGGGUAAGCAACAGUCGAAGCUCACUACUGUUGCAACAUGCCAUCCUACUCGCAGGCAGUCGAGUCAGUCCAUCGCACAAAAAUUAUCCGCCCAACGAGUUCUACAAGAAGGCAAAGGUGCUUUUCUGGAUGGGGGCUGAACAGGAUCCUAUCAUCACCAUUGCAGCCACGCUGCUUUUGCACUGGUGGAAUCCCGAAGGCCCAGAAAGCGUAUCAAUCGAUACUAGCUCCUUCUGGUUACGUAUCUGUACCGGCCUGGCUUAUCAGGUCGGGUUGCAUCGAGAACCCACAGGCAAACCGAACGCCGGUCUCCGAAAGAGGAUAUGGUGGUCGCUGGUUGUGCGAGACUGUCUGAUCAACGCGGGACAUGGUAGGCCGAGGGCGAUCGAUCUGAAGCUCGCAGACGUAUCGCCCAUCUCUACCUUGGACUUUGAUGGUUCGCUUUCGCAGAGUAGCCUUUUCUCUUCAUAUGUCGGCAUAUCAUGCAUACUGGGCGACUUAACGCAGAGCUACCUCCGCAAGCACGGCCUGCAGGAACACAAGAAAUCCCUCGAGGACCGCCUCUUCAGAUGGCUCAAAACACUCCCAGACCAUCUGCAGCUCUGCCACUCCACAGAGGGCCGGCCACUCCGAGACUACAACCCCGAAGCAUGGCAGCUCCACAUCCAGUACUUCACUGUCGUCGUAAUCCUCAACCGCUCGCCCGACGGCAACCCCUCCAUCGCCUCCCUCCUCGCCUCCUCCUUCAUCGCCGGCAUCUUCGCCGACCUCAUAGCCCGCGAUCAACUCCAGUACCUCGGGCCCAUAUUCACCUUCUACUGCCUUACUGCGGGGAUGGCCCAGCUCUCCUGCUACCGCUACACAUCCCUCCUCCGCAUCGCCGAGGACAACCUCGCCAUCCUGACGCGCGCCCUCGAAGACCUUGGCAAGCGAUGGCCUACCGCCGUCGGCAGCCUAAAGCACCUCAUGGACGUGCGCGAGAAGGUGAUGCAGCGCCCGUCGCUCGGCGCGUCUCCGGAUGUCAACCUCCCCGCUACGACCGCGCAAUUCUUCUCGGACUUUGGGCCAGAGUUGUGCAGCAUGUGGGCACCGGUGCAUCAGCGGCUGCCUCAGAACACGAAUAUCGCGCCGAGGGAGCUCGAGACGGCAGGAAUACUGCAGGGACUACGCACACCGACUGCGCAGAGCAUCGACUUGGAUAUUGCGAUGCAGCAACAGAUGCUGCAUAGCCAGACUGCGACGGGGGCGACGCUGGAACCGACUAUGUUGCAACCGCAAGAGUGGUUUGGGCCGUAUGGGGGGAUGGCGAAUUGGUUGAUGGUGGAUUGGGAUCAGGGACUUGGGUGGUGA
Messenger RNA from Paraphaeosphaeria sporulosa, 2040 nucleotides. RefSeq lists its product as uncharacterized. The record is from RefSeq and is a predicted model, not a curated record. Gene Ontology annotation, biological process: regulation of DNA-templated transcription; DNA-templated transcription. Gene Ontology annotation, molecular function: zinc ion binding; DNA-binding transcription factor activity, RNA polymerase II-specific; DNA binding. The transcript has 2 exons. Lineage: Eukaryota; Fungi; Ascomycota; Dothideomycetes; Pleosporales; Didymosphaeriaceae. The coding region runs from base 1 to 2040 and encodes 679 amino acids.